AUGAGUCUAAGAGGGCAACUAGAUAAGUUCAAGAAACAGCAAGAAAAAUGUCAAUCAACACUCUCCAGCAUCAAUGCUUCAAGACCUGUUGCAGGACCUUCGAGGCAUCCUGUACCUGCAGCAGUAACUCAGAAGCCGACAGCUUCUGGCAAAUUAUUCUCGAAAGACACCGAUCGGCUUCAGGCCAUCCACAACAUAAGAAAAGCUCCUACUGGUUCUCAAAUCAAGCGUGUCAUUGAGAUUUUGUAUAAGGAAAGGAAAGCCUUUACACCAGAGCAAAUCAACGAGGAAUGUUAUGUUGAUAUGUUAUCCAACAAAGCUGUCUUUGACAGUAUGAAGAACAAUCCUAAAGUGCAUUAUGAUGGAAGGAGGUUCUCUUACAAGUCAACGCACGAUGUCACAAACAAGGACGAGCUUCUCGCGUUGAUAAACAAAUAUCCUACUGGGAUUGCGGCUGCUGAUCUCAAAGACGCUUACAAAACUGUCAUGGAUGAUUUACAGGCUCUGAAAGCUUCAAAACACAUUUGGUUCCUGUCAAAUGCUGAUUCGCAGGAGGACAUUGCGUACCCGAACGACUUCAAGGGCCAGAUUGAUGUUGAUGACGAGUUUAAAUCUCUAUUCCGCGAGAUAAAGAUCCCUACGGACUUGCUUGACGUGGAGAACGAGCUGCAGAAGAUUGGUCUGAAGCCAGUGAUGAACACAGCGCAGAAGAGAGCUGCUGCAGAGUUCCACGGGAUAUCGAACAAACCAAAGCAGAAGAAGAAGAAGCAAGAGAUCAGCAAGAGAACCAAACUCACCAACUCCCAUCUUCCUGAGCUCUUCCAGAACCUCAACGCCGGAAGCAGUUCCCGGAACUAA
This is a messenger RNA of Thlaspi arvense, 858 nucleotides long. NCBI's taxonomy places the organism in Eukaryota, Viridiplantae, Streptophyta, Magnoliopsida, Brassicales, Brassicaceae. The record is from the annotation of a GenBank genome assembly.